Messenger RNA from Exaiptasia diaphana, 2971 nucleotides. Its product is annotated as leucine-rich repeat-containing protein 74B. The record is from RefSeq and is a predicted model, not a curated record. The coding region runs from base 1082 to 2608 and encodes 508 amino acids. Gene Ontology annotation, molecular function: calcium ion binding; protein binding. Lineage: Eukaryota; Metazoa; Cnidaria; Anthozoa; Actiniaria; Aiptasiidae. The transcript has 2 exons.
GUAUUGCGUUGUUGUUAUUCUUUCUAUGUUUCUUGUAAAAGUGUCUGUCAUUUCAUGUUUUCACCGUUYUUCAGCCAUCUGYCUCCUAUUUUGAUCCACAGUGAGCCAGUUGUUAUGSUUUAGYUUUAAGUUAUUCUACRAAUUCAAACAGAGAAAAAUAAGCCAAUGAAGUGACAGUUUUCAACGUCAAUUAAACAGUCAAGACCACUUUCAUUCAUAAUGAAAUUUUUAACAUUCAAAACAGUCUUUUUUAAUCRCUUUUCUUGGAUCAUUUUGAUAUAAAACGCGCCUAUUAUCUCGAUAAGAUAUCUUUAUUACCUUUCGUUAUAUUUACAUGACUAUUCUCUUGAAAAUACAUCAAGAUCUGAAGAUUAAAACUAUCAGAGAUCCCCCCAAUAAAUGAGCUGCAUUCGCCAGUCCAUCUCAAUUAUUCAUGCCGUGAAAAAAACUUGAAUACAUUAGAGAUCUCGGAAUUAUCUCAAUUGGGUUAUUUCAUUGGCGUUCGYAACAACUACAAUCGAUUAAUAAGUACAAACAUUUCAUAAAUUGAUCGACUUAGCAACAACUGUUCUGUUUACAUGAAAAGAGUUCCUUACAGGUAAAAUAAACAGCCAUCUUUGCUGUACAAGUUGGGUAAUUGAACGAAUAAGUUAAUUGGCAACCAAACAAARCGUUCUCCCAUCCACUUUCUCUUCAAGGGACAAUCGUUKGYYGGUGUUUCAGUCAAGAAUCGUUUUCUUCAYGGACAGAAAUCCAGCGUUUUAAGCACCAGUCUCAGCRUCRAAAUGACAUGAAUUAGACUCAUUUCCUUACAGCUGAGUCCACACCAACAUAAGAGAGUUUAACCGUUCUACAAACACUGAAUUAUUUGCGGAUGUCGUAAUUGAAAGUUGAAAAUCCGAUACUUCGUUGCCUUAUCAACUGUUGAGAACAUUUGACAUUGAUACCGCAGAGGAAAUCUAGAAAAUAGGAUCCAAGCAAUAGRCUUUAAGUCCGUGUUUUAUUCCUUGGUAUUGUGUGGUGAUAGGAGCAGGUGYAGRWGAAGUGAAAGUCAAUUUUUUCCYAACCRUAACACGAAAACAUGGCGCAUCGUGUCACAAUCGGCUGUAUUCGACAAAUUCCCUUCACUCCRCAAGAAAAGACRAGUGAACAUGAGUCGGAAGAAGAAACCAUUUCUCCAGAAUUAGAAGUAAACAGUGAUGAAGACUAUGAUACUGACUUAGAUAAUGAACCCUGUUCUAUUCCAGAGGAUACUAGUCAGGGUAGAGGAGCAUAUUUGAAGGCAUGUCAGAACCUUCAACUUAUUCCUUGCUCACCAUUUUUAAGACAGUUACACAAGUCAGACAUGAAUAUAAAGUAUUAUAAUCUAGGACCUAAGGGAGCCGAGGCCAUUGCCGUAGCUUUAAUGCAGAACACUAAAGUACUGUCACUUAAUAUCGCUCACAACGACAUCAAAGAAGAAGGCGCCAUUUAYAUUUCGAAGAUGCUGACGGAGAAUUUCUUCAUAACCGAGWUGGAUAUAUCUUUUAAUAGUCUUCGCUCUCAAGGCGCUUAUGCUGUGUCUGAAAUGAUGAGACAGAACGCAGAGCUGAUGGAGGUUAACCUAUCRGGAAACAAAUUCCACGAAAAAGACGCAGAACCAUUGGUAGAAGCACUGAAAGCUAACUUCACUUUAAAAGCUUUGAAUCUGAGUCAAAAUGAGUUCUGUGAGAUAGGUGGACAGCUAUUAGGUCCUGGUAUCGAUGCUAAUGUUGGCUUGGAGUAUYUGAACCUUAGUUGGAAUCAUAUUCGUGGUAAGGGYGCUGUUGCUGUUGCUUUUGGCCUUGGACAGAACUGCUGCCUCCGUACUCUGGAUAUAUCAUGGAAUGGUUUUGCUGAUGACGGUGCUAAAGCUAUCGGUGAAGCUUUAAUUGUGAAUAAUACGCUAACGGAGCUGGACAUCAAGAAUAAUCGCAUUACGAURAUAGGAGCGUCUUAUAUCGCUAAGGGUUUGGCACAAAACAAGACACUUCAAAUAUUACGAGUUGGGAAAAACCCGAUAUCAAGUCAAGGSGCGUUUAAUAUCCUCGCAGCCGUCCAUGAAAAUCCAGACAGCGCGAUAGAGGAGCUUGGUUUUGAAGAURUUCCAGUUAAUGCCGAAUUUGAGGAUUUGCUGGAUGAUGCGUUGGAUUCACGACGCAAUUUGAACGUCUUUUGCGGUGCUGCUCUGAAAGGAAAAGACCGUGUCAAGAAAAUGAGAAAUAAAGUGGACGUUCUAAACCUCUUGCUAGAGUACAUCGAGUUACGUGGCCUUCGCAUGGUGGAUUUCUUUCGCCAACUCGACAAAGAUGGCAGCAAGAAGAUUUCGCGCGCCGAAUUCAUGGCAGGCGUGAAAAAGGCAGGGAUCCCAAUGACAMGAAAACAGCUCAAGAAACUAGUGAAUAUCCUUGACGUGAACAACGACGGCGAGAUAGACUAUGGAGAAAUGAUAGCCAUAAAGGGAGAUGAUGUUUUUGACAUUUAUCAUAAAAAGAACCUUAAGAAAGAUGAUCCUGCACUGAUCGCUCAUAAAACCAAACAAAUGAAACUAAAGUCACAUACGCAAAGUCUAAAUGACAAACCCGCGUAGAUUGUGUGACUUAAUUGGCGUCACUGUAGAACAAUGCACACAAUGAGCAAAUAGUGCAGUUGAAGUCUCAACAUAUUUCAAAAGAUUGUGACUUUCUCACUCACUCACUCACUCACUCACUCACUCACUCACUCACUCACUCACUCAACUAAAUAAUUUAGGUAAACAAACAAUUUGCGCCUUAAAAGUCGAUAUUUUGCACUUGCACAGAUGAUGAUAAUGCAAACUUAGUCAUUUGCGUGACGAGGAGGGUAGAUAAACACUCAUUGCUUUUAAAUGGGGACUGAGAGAGAUACAUUGGUGUAAAUAUUAACCUGGUAAAUGUGAAACGUACAUUUAUAGAAAAUAAAAUUUACAAAUCAG